This is a messenger RNA of Neurospora tetrasperma FGSC 2508, 1257 nucleotides long. RefSeq lists its product as uncharacterized. NCBI's taxonomy places the organism in Eukaryota, Fungi, Ascomycota, Sordariomycetes, Sordariales, Sordariaceae. Gene Ontology annotation, cellular component: COP9 signalosome. Bases 1 to 1257 code for a protein of 418 amino acids. The transcript has 2 exons. The record is from RefSeq and is a predicted model, not a curated record.
AUGGAGCAAGCCAAAGCUCUCAACGCCCUCGAGCCGUUCAUCGUGCUCUCUAAAUCUGCCACCUCCCCGCGCGCUGCGGCAGAUCUCGUGACCCGCGCGACCUCCGCCCCCAACACCUUCAUCUUCACCGAACUUCUCCAGACACCUCAAAUUCAGUCCCUGGAAUACUCCCACGAGUUCUCCUCCUACCUCACGCUUCUACAGAUUUUCAGCCAUGGAACUUACGCGGACUACACUGCCAAUGCCUCGGCGCUUCCUGCCCUUAACGACGAUCAGAAGCUGAAGCUGCGCCAGCUCUCCCUCCUCACACUGGUAGCCAAUGACGGUAGCAACGGCCCUCUCGAUUACGACGCAAUGCAGCGAGAAAAGAAUCAGACACAACCGCCAAACCAAAGCUAUGCCUCCCUGACCCGCCGUCUGGAGCUCUCCAGCGCGCGAGACCUGGAAGAGCUGGUGAUCAGCGCGAUCUACGCCGGUCUCAUCGAAGGGCAGCUAGACCCAGCGAACGAGAUGGUACAAAUUAACAGCGUGGCUGCUUUGCGGGACGUUCCCGCGCGGGGCGUGAGCGGCUUGCUCUCGAGCUUGCAGGGCUGGGCGGGUCGGUGCCAGGCGACGCUGCAGGAGCUGGAAGCGACGAUGGCCAACUUGCGGGAUGAGGCGGACAGGCGGGCGACCGAGGAACAAGAGUGGAACAACAAGAUGUCGCAGUUGUUGGAAGAUGAACAGAAGGGUGCGGUACCGUCCUCUUCUUCGUCCUCUUUGCCCUUCUCUUGGUUCAACAACACACGCGGCGGUGGUGGUGGUGAUGGUCCCGGUGCAGGUGCAGGUGGUAGCUUUCGUGGUAGCGGCUACUCUCGCGGUGGUGGCUUGUCCCAGGGGUACCGGUCAUCUCAAAGAGGAAACCACCAGCAGCACCAGAAUCAAUCACGUCAGCAGCAAAACCACCAUCACCAUCACCAAAGCAAUCAGAGCGGAACGAACAGCUUGCUGACGAGUGGUGGUGGCAGUUAUCUCAGCUUUAGAGAGGGGCCAUCAGCAGUAUCGCCCUCACCAGCGGCGGGGUUGAUGGGUUCCUCGGCCUCAUUUGCGGCGCUGGGGGGUAUGGAGACGGGCUCUGGCUCAGGCUCGGGGCCUCUUGGAAAGCGAGGAAGCAGCGAUAUGGAUGACUCGGAAGAGGAUAUCGAUGAUGACACGAUGGAUCUGGAUGACGAGGGUGAUGAAACCAAGAGAGGCAGCAAGCGGAAGUUGACCGCCUAG